AUGAGUGGGGUGGACUUAGAUAGUCUUGAGUAAAUAUACAAGAUCAAUGAAUUACAGCAGCUUCCACUCAACGAACUUAGAGACUUGUAUAAAAGGGCUAUUGAUGAAUUGAUGGAAGAGAAAAUUAAAUAUGAGGAGUAUGAGCUGACGAGUAAGGAAUAUGAAUUAGAACUAGAAACUUAGAACGAUUAAAACGUGAAGAGGGUAGAUGAAUUAGAAGGAGAAAACGAUAAACUUAUAAGAGAAUUGGAUAAAAUUAGAAAUAAAUAUGAAAAUGAUCGAAAGGAGCUCGUUAAGAUGGAAAAGGAAAAUGAACAACUUAAGAAGUAAUUAACCCAGACAAAUGAUAAUACCAAAAUUUAUUUUCAAAAACUAAAAAAUUUGGAAAUAGACAAUGAGCACCUAGGCAGAGAUUUGAGGGUUUCAGAAUAAAUUAUUCAGGACUUAGAAUAAAAAUUAGACUCAUAAAUUGAGGAAUUAGCAUUACUGUAAUCAGAGCUAGAAGAAUAUAAAUCACAUAGUUAGGAGUAACUUGAGCGUUUAAAAUAACAAUUGGAUGAGACAAAUACAGAACUUUAAGUUAAAGAAAGGGAUUUAAAGAAGCUUAAAUUGCAAAAACUAAUGCUUGAGACAAAUGGGAUUGGAAUGCCUCACUAACAGAAUAAAAAUAAUGGGUCUUUUAUUGAUAAUAAUGGUUAAAACUAAACUUAAUAAUAGUAUGUAUCAAUGAAGACUAACUAGCCUGUAAGAUUAAGUUAAGGUAAAACUGGAAAUGUCCUCAAUAAAUUGACAACUCAUGACUUUACCAGUAGAAAUAGUACUAAUAGAGACAGAUCGAAUACUUAUUAGACUUAACAUGCUCAAACUCAUCAUGAUGAUGAAGGUACUGAUAUGUUUGAGAGAGCAGACCAUUUUGAUGCCAGUAAAAGACCUGAAUCUGCUAGGUACUAGCAACCUGGUAGGAGCAGUCUAUUAAGUAACUCUAAUAUUGGAGGAGGAACAGGAAUAUUUAGCUAAACUCACUAAAAUUUUAAUCUGGUAGAUGGUUAAUAAUCUCCUGUUAAAGAAGAAUAAGAUUCCACCUCAAAAGGAUCAAAAGCAUUAGAUGAAAACCCAAGUCUCAAUUAGAAAGAUUUUGACCAAGAAUAAGAAUAAUCAUAAGAUUAUUAGCAAAAUUAAGAUAGUUAUCUUGAUGAAAGUAUUCACAGACUUGAAGAUGAGGAAGGUUAGGAACCAACCCAUCAUAAUGAAAGUCAAGAAAUAAAAUCAGUUGAGGUUUUGCAAGUUGAAGAUAAUCAGGAUCAAAAUGCAUUUAACAGCGAUGAAUAAAUGUUCUAGCCUGUAUCUGAUGUAAAAUUACAAUUUGAAAAUGAAGUUUUAAAUAAUAAUCAAAAUCUUCAAGCACCCCAAUAAUUCAUCGUUGUCAAUCGUAAAUCAAAUACCUUUAUCGAUUCAAGCACACAAUAAAUUCACUAGAUCCAUGAAUCUAAAGUUGAGGAAAAAAAGUAGAAGCAUUUUUUCAAUCAAGAAAAUCUUGGUCCAUAUAUCAAUGGUCAUUCUUAUGGUGCAGCCUUGAAUCUAAUGGCUAACAAUGAAUUUGAUGAUAAUCUUUUGACUGUAGAUCUCGAUAUUGAAGAGCUUCUUGAAUGUGAUGAUAUUGAAUAGACUGCUUUUAUCAAUUCAUCCAAAUAGCUCUUGAGUGUGAUAGACAAUGUAAUUAACUGCAUUGAUGAUAGAAUCAAUAGCAAGAGACAUAACUUUUACGGUAAUGGAGCAAACGGAUAUUAUGCUAAUGCCAAUGCUGGACUCGGAUAUGCUCAGGAUGAAUAUGGACUAGGUAGCUUUUCAUAGAAGAACGCCUUCAUAGGAAUGAAUACUUAAGGAGGUUACCAUAAGCAUCAAAGUCAAUCUACUUACUUAAAUAUGGCAACAGGAGGUUAAAGUAGCAAUAAAAACCUUGAUAGCAGAAAUAUUAUGAUGAGAAGUGGAGCUAUUGAUGGAAGAAGUACUGGAGCUGCUGAUAAUUUUGAUAAGACUAGGAAAAUCUCUGUGUUAUACUGA
Molecule: messenger RNA, 2061 nt
Organism: Stylonychia lemnae
Lineage: Eukaryota; Ciliophora; Spirotrichea; Sporadotrichida; Oxytrichidae
Source: the annotation of a GenBank genome assembly